AUGAGGAAAAAGGAUUCUGUUUACAAAGAUGGUUUUAAUUGGUCUAAUGAUUCUCCUGUUACCAUGAUUUUCAUGAGAAAUAGUACAGAAUUGAUUGAACUUUAUUUUGUGUCAGCAGAGACACAAAACUUAUGUCUUGAAUGUGAUGCCAUCAUGACAAAUCAUUCCAUAAAAAAAGUUAAGCUGGAACAGCACCAGAAAUUAAGGCAUCCAUUAUCUGUUGAUAAAGGUAGGGAAUAUUUUGAGAAUAAAAAGAAAAUACAACCAAUCAAACUACCUGACUUUGUAAAGAAGAUAAAUACUGAAAAAGCAAAGACACUCAAACCAAGUUAUUUGGUCUCUGAAAUUAUUGCCAAGGUUGCAGCACCUCAGAUUUAUGGUGAGAAACUUGUUGAUGAUAACACAAUUCAUAACCAAGCUAUCCUUCUGGUCUAUGUCAGAUUUGUCCAUGAAGAUGAUAUAAGGGAAGAAAUGUUAUUCAUUAAAAGUUUGCCUGAAACUACUAAUGGAGAAGAUAUAUUCAAUGAAGUAAUGCAGUAUUUUAAUGAUAAAAAUAUUCCAUUGACUAACUUGAUCGACAUUGCAUCAGAUGGAGCUGCAGCCAUGACUGGAAAAGUGAAAGGCUUUGUUUCUAGAAUGAAAUCAGUUGCUCCUCACAUUUUUGAUAUACAUCGCAUUAUCCACAGACAGCAAUAG
This is a messenger RNA of Octopus bimaculoides (California two-spot octopus), 696 nucleotides long. RefSeq names its product zinc finger BED domain-containing protein 5-like. The record is from RefSeq and is a predicted model, not a curated record. Lineage: Eukaryota; Metazoa; Mollusca; Cephalopoda; Octopoda; Octopodidae.